Messenger RNA from Cryphonectria parasitica EP155, 2759 nucleotides. RefSeq names its product P-loop containing nucleoside triphosphate hydrolase protein. Bases 414 to 2663 code for a protein of 749 amino acids. Gene Ontology annotation, molecular function: ATP binding; ATP hydrolysis activity. The record is from RefSeq and is a predicted model, not a curated record. Lineage: Eukaryota; Fungi; Ascomycota; Sordariomycetes; Diaporthales; Cryphonectriaceae. The transcript has 3 exons.
AUUGAACCUGAACUCCAAGAGGGCCACGAUAAGUCACUGGAGAAGUGACUGAUUGUACCUGGACCGACGACGAACCGUAUCAUUUUGCACAUAUCGGAACACCAGACACUGAGAAGCUGUGUUCAGCCGAAGUUGGCAGAGAAAUCCAAGGAAAGAAAGCGAAGAAAACGGGAGAGAGCAGCAGCCGUGAGCCAAGAUCACCACCACUCCAGGGACACGCUCGUAACCCGGAGCUUGGUUAAGCGUUAUAUGCUGUUGUAAUUGGAGUCCCAGUGUGUCUCCUACAGUCUCAUUCUGCUCACCUAGCGGUCCACCCCACCACGAGCUCAUCCGACCUCCAGCAUACUGCAGCAAGGCAGAAGUCCUAUUCUCAGCGCAUCCUUACGGGGACCUCUUCCACCAAGAAUUCCACCAUGGAGUCCGAAAUUAGAUCCAUCAUUCCCAACAUCGACCCGGUCGUUUCCGAGUACUCGGCUGGCUAUCUCACACAUGCCUCAACCUCCUGGGCUGGUGACGAGGACCAGGCCGGCCCGUCUCCGCUCGCCGAGGCCGCCUCUGUCGUGACGGAGCUGCUCCUCUCCGCCUCGGGCAAUGCAGACGCCAAGAAACAGGACCUGAUCCGGGAGCUGGUGGAGAAAUGGGUUACCAAAUAUGACGAGGCCACUGGGUCCGCGGAGCGAAUGGGCCCUACGGUGCGGAGGUUGGACCAGACCAUCCAGGUCGGCGCCCAGAACACCAUGUCAUCUACCUUGGCGGUGGCUACCGGUGCUGUGGACCUCGAGGCUGCGAACGCCAGGAAGGUGGAGUCCAAGGUUGACCGCAAGAAGCUGGAGAAGGCAGAGCGGAAGAUCGCCGCAAAACAGCAGAAGAAGACCUUCAAGACGGUCGAGUAUGAGGCCUCGCGGCUGCUCGACCAGCCAGACUCGACCCAGUCUUAUGAAGAGUUCUACAUGGCUGUCAAUCCACUGCAGAGUGUCGGCUCUGGUGGCAAGUCCAAGGACAUCAAGAUCGACAACAUUGACGUUUCCAUUGGUGGCCAGAGAAUCCUGACGGAUACAACAUUUACCCUGGCGUACGGCCAUCGUUAUGGUCUGGUCGGUAACAACGGUGUUGGUAAAUCUACGUUGCUGCGAGCCCUGUCUCGCAGAGAGGUCCCCAUCCCUACGCAUAUCUCUAUUCUUCACGUCGAGCAAGAGAUCACUGGUGACGAUACUCCCGCGAUACAAGCUGUCCUUGACGCAGACGUGUGGCGGAAGGUGCUUUUGAGGGAUGAGGCUGAAAUCACGAGGAAAUUGGCCGAGAUAGAAGAGCAGAGGUCUACCAUGGCAGACACAUCACAAGACGCAGCGAGAUUAGACCGUGAUCGCGAGGCCCAGGACCAGAAACUUGUCGACGUCCAGGCCAAGCUUGCAGAAAUGGAGUCAGACAAGGCGGAAUCAAGAGCAGCCAGCAUCCUGGCCGGUCUGGGCUUCUCGCCAGAACGACAGCAGUUCGCCACCAAGACCUUCUCCGGUGGUUGGCGCAUGCGUCUCGCGCUCGCCAGGGCGCUCUUCUGUGAGCCCGACCUCUUGCUUCUCGACGAACCGUCCAACAUGUUGGACGUCCCCUCCAUCACCUUCCUGUCGAACUACCUACAAGGCUACCCCAGCACGGUGCUCGUUGUCUCCCACGACAGGGCUUUCCUGGACGAGGUGGCCACAGAUAUUAUCCACCAGCACAGCCAGCGCCUCGACUACUACCGGGGAGCCAACUUCGCCUCCUUCUACGCGACCAAGGAGGAGCGCAAGAAGACGGCCAAGCGGGAGUACGAGAAGCAGAUGGCCGAGCGCGCCCACCUGCAGGCCUUCAUCGACAAGUUCCGCUACAACGCGGCCAAGUCGUCCGAGGCGCAGUCCCGCAUCAAGAAGCUCGAGCGCAUGCCGGUGCUCGAGGCGCCCGAGGCCGAGUACAGCGUGCACUUCAAGUUCCCAGAAGUCGAGAAGCUCUCGCCGCCCAUCGUGCAGAUGUCGGGCGUCACCUUUGGCUACUCGCCCGACAAGAUCCUGCUGCGCAAUGUGGACCUGGACGUGCAGCUCGACAGCCGCAUCGGCAUCGUGGGCCCCAACGGUGCCGGCAAGACGACCGUGCUCAAACUGCUCAUCGGCAAGCUCAGCCCCUCGUCGGGCCUCAUCACGCAGCACCCCCGCCUCCGUGUCGGCUUCUUCGCCCAGCACCACGUCGACGCCCUCGACCUCACCACGUCCGCCGUCUCCUUCAUGGCCAAGAACUACCCGGGCAAGACCGACGAGGAGUACCGCCGCACCCUCGGCGCCUUUGGCAUCACAGGCACCACCGGCCUGCAGAAGAUGGGCCUGCUGUCCGGAGGUCAAAAGUCUCGUGUCGCCUUUGCCUGUCUGGCCCUGACGAACCCGCAGAUCCUCGUCCUCGACGAGCCGUCCAACCACCUCGACAUUGAGGCCAUGGAUGCCCUCUCCGACGCCCUGCGGGAGUUUGAGGGUGGUGUGCUGAUGGUCAGCCACGACGUGACCAUGCUGCAAACUGUAUGCACCAGCCUGUGGGUGUGCGAGAACGGCACGGUCGAGAAGUUUGACGGCACCGUGGCCGAUUACAAGAAGAGGAUCACGGCCCAGGCGGACGCGCAUGGUGUUGUUGCGAAGCACUAAGAAAGAAAGAGGGGAAAAUGCAUUCAUAUAUAUAUCCUCUAGAUCUGAAUGUAGAUCCAAUAAGAGCAUAUUGUGCAGAAUGUUCUUUUGAUCCAC